Molecule: messenger RNA, 1445 nt
Organism: Suillus bovinus
Lineage: Eukaryota; Fungi; Basidiomycota; Agaricomycetes; Boletales; Suillaceae
Exons: 7
Coding region: 234-1187 (317 amino acids)
Source: RefSeq, a predicted model, not a curated record
CUUGCCUGCGACUUGACCUUUCGCGCUUUGAACAGUGCAGCAGCUUUAUUUCUGUAACGUAGUCUGUGUGUAAGCUACGCCAAAGCUAUCAGUGCCAAUCUAGUUAUAAACAGUCCACCUCUACUUUCAGGCUCUCAACACGACGCGGCACAACCUUCAUUUCUGGUGCUUAUUACGGUCCUUGAUUAACCUGUAAUCAUCCCUGUCCUCGAGCACAGUCAACAUCACCCAACAUGCUUACGCAUCGUGGCUUCUCCGCAUGUAUAGUCUCUGAGGGCAAACCGAUCCCCGAGUAUCUUGCCGCUGUCGUUGCCGAAAACCCAAACACGAUCUCGUGUUGGAUCCCAAGCGAGGUGGGAAAGUCUUUUUCAGUAUACUGGAGAGAUGAAGGAACAAAAAAGCACUCAUGUGCAUUUAUUACACUUGACGGAUUCGUAGUUCCCGGUCGGUUCUUGUUUGGCGAAGGAGAGGCUUGGAGGAGUGGCGUAAGAUCGGGCCCGCAGACAGAAAGGCCCUUUAUGUUCGCACAGAGGCCAAGCUCAGGUGCAAGUGAGCAGAGCACGAAAGACGCUGGAUCCAUCGUGCUCAAGAUUAAACUCGUCACUCUGGAUGGAGGAUUACCAGAUUUAAACUCGCAAAGUCAGCUAAGCGAUCAUUGUAUUGGGUACGGCCAGGAGAUGGACGUGUGCACGCAAUCACCCAUGACGUGGAAGGUGAAACCAUCCGACCAGCACGGUGUCAGGUCACACGUUACCUUUCUGUUCCGGUACAGGUCUCCCGAGUGGCUGAUUGCGCAAGGAAUAAUGUCCACUGAACUGCACGCGCCAAAAAAUCUUCUUGCAAAACGACGGGUCGUCAGCGCACCAGUUGCACAAUCGGUGAACGUGCCGAUAAUGCCAAGCUUAAGUCCUCCCAACUCAAAAAAGGCUGAACAGUCUGAACAAUUCAACGCAGGACUAAAUAAUGCCUUCCCUGUAGGGCAAGGCCGAGCGCGGCCCGCACUGAGUCUCAGGACCGUGAGCGUCAGUGGCGGGGGUCGGCACAACCAAUUUUCAGGGGAAACACUACUCGAUUUUCAAGUUUAUUCUCCGCUCGACCCGAGUAGGUUUACGCAAAGCCCAUACAGUGCAUCUCGAGAGUCGGACAGCACGGCAGUAAACUCGACGGGGCCGAGCAAUGAGGGCUAGGAAGAUGUGGUUUGGAAAAGUACAUCAUUUCGAUGCGUUGUCUUGUAUCUGUGGAACUGCUAUCUCUUGGAGAAUAUUUCUGUUAUGAUUAGGGUGUUUGUGUAAAAUCUGUAAAAUAGUUAACCAUGCAUCUGGAAUGUCAUUACUUACAUACAGGCAACCUCAUGGAAACAUGGUAUAGAGAGAAUUUCAGUGCGAAUGAAUUACUGAACGACAGAGGAAGGGUUGUGUUCACAAGGGUUAUUCAUAUUAGUAGCA